Messenger RNA from Macrosiphum euphorbiae (potato aphid), 1125 nucleotides. The record is from the annotation of a GenBank genome assembly. Lineage: Eukaryota; Metazoa; Arthropoda; Insecta; Hemiptera; Aphididae.
AUGUCACAUGCCUAUGCCUUAAAUACCGUACUUGAUGUUUACGAUGCAGUUUAUCAAACAAUAGAAGAAGUAAGAAAUAGAGACGGAGGAUCGGAUUUCAAUCUUGGUGCUGAUUGUAAUGGACUGCUUAGCUACUUGACUUCUUAUAGGUUUUUAAUGACAGCUCUUAGUUUUAAAAAAAUAUUUGAAAUACUUGAACCAUUAACCCGUACAUUACAAGCUCGUGACAUAGAUAUUUUAGCAGCGAUGUUUUUAGUUAAUAGUGCUAAGGAGUCCAUAGUGGCACUGAGAACUGAAGAAACAUUUGAAAAUAUUUUGAUAUUAGCUAAAGAAUUUGAUGAUAAGUAUGAGAAUGAGGAAUUUGAGACAUUGCGGACAACAAGAAAACGUAAAGUUAGAAAAAUGGCUGGGGAAUUAUGUAGUGAUGAAGUUGAACAAAAUCCUAUUCAAAAGUUUAAAGUAGAUACUUAUUUUGUAGCAUUAGAUAUUAUUAAAACACAAAUUAGUCAAAGAUUUACUAAUAAAACUAUUGAAGUAAUGAAAGAUUUUGCUUUAUUAUCAACCAAACGUAUAAAAGCAUUAAAAAAAACCCCUAAAAGCAUUCCUAUAGAUGCAUUUAAGGCUGUUUGUUUGGUAUAUAAUACAUUAUUAAAGUUAGAAGAUGUCCGUAGGGAGUAUGAACAGUUUAUAAAUUGUGAUUUAAUUGUUAAUGAAACUUUUCCAUUAUAUGUGUAUCCUAAUUUAAAUGAUGACAAUUCAAGUUUGAGCUCUAACGAUUCAAACAGUGACGAUACUACAUCUGAACAAUUAAAAAAGUGGCAAAAUUCAUCAAGUUUAAUGUGUGUUUUUCAAGAUUUCUGUAAAGCUGGUCUAAAAUCUAUUUUCCCAAGUUUAUUUAUGCUUAUAAAAAUUGGAGUGACUAUUCCAGUAUCAAGCUGUUCCCCAGAGAGAUCUUUUUCCAAAUUAAAAUUAAUAAAAACUCGUCUAAGAAGCACAAUGGGAGAAGAUAGAUUGGAAGAUCUGAUGCGUAUCACCUGUGAAGCUGAUAUACAGUUAGAUUCAGAAACAAUAAUAGACAACUUUGCGACAAAAUCUACAGUUUUAAAUAAAAAAUUAAAAUACUAA